AUGAAUAGCGGAUGGAUUUUAUUAAUUUACGUGGUAAUAAUUAGUGAUGUAGGAGAUUUUUCAAAAAACUCCGUUCGAGGCCUCCUGGAUGAUAGAUAUGACUAUGUAAUUAUUGGAAGUGAUCACGUGGCGCAGAGCUUGGGCUUCCACCUAGCAAAGCGCGAUUUGUCCAAAACGGUUCUCGUGCUAAAAUCGGAUCAGUGUGAGCGGAUUUUAGAGCAAAAAAUGGAACAAGACCCGUUUGUUCAAUCUAUUUCGAACAAGUUUGCUGAAUGUGCUCACCGAAUGAAAUACCAGUUCGUCAAUCCAUUCUCGGCUGGACAGCAAGUUGGUGUUGCAUACAAAAACUUAAGCCAUAGCAGCGAACGCCAAACUCUGCUUGCGUUAGAUCCUAAUUUGAAGUUACUGACCGGAGCGCAUAUCAUUCGAUUUUUGUACAAUCCAGCUUCUGCAUCAUUGCUGGGUGUUGAAGUUGCAUUAAACAAUUUGAAUCAGUACAUUUAUGUAGACGAAGAGAUGCUGAUCGCGGGACGAUGCUGGAACGAUUACAAGCCUCUAUCGACCGCAUCAAUCAUUUCGGAAACAAUGCUAUUUGAUCUGCUGGUUGGAAUGCCAUUGGAUGUCAGUGUGGGAAGUCCGAUAUUAGCUCCAGUUUUGUACACAAAAAAUAACGAAAUAUUGCGACAAAAUCCAACUCUUCUUCCAACUGAACUAUUCCUCAAUGUUGGAAAAGCUCAAAACAGAGAAAUACAGCAGCCAAAUGCUAGACUGUGUAUGCUUGUCGGAAAAGUGAAAUCAAAUAAUCUUUUGUGGAUUGGUUUUGUGCCAUCGAUCUACUCUCCGGACGAUCUAGACUACAAACCCGAUCAUGAAGAAAGCGUUAAAAUUUUAUCAUCAACUUUAAAGAUUGCUAAUGAAAUAACUAGUUGUGAUAUAUUUAAACAACUCAACCUUACUUUACACGACCAGCGUACACCUGAAUGCAUGAAAUUCGUUGGAAGUGAGCAAUAUUGGACCUGCUACAUACAUAACAAACUCAGACGGUUCGAGAAGAAAUCAACUAUGAGCAAGCAUAAUAAUACGAUGCUGAGCGGCGACUUUUUUCUUGACGGUGUGAAAGGCCUUCGCAUAAUACCGUUUGGAUUAAAUACGCCGUUUUUGAACCGGCAGUGGAAUAGGUUAUUUCCGCGAGUGAAUUACACUGUAGCUCAGACAACGAUGAGCAACAUUCCGGAAUUAACAAUGCAGAAUAGAGAACGGUUUAGUUCAACAAUGGAUAAAUUUAUCGAAACGCUUACAGGUUUGUCCAAGGAAGCAUUUGAGAAGCGCGUCAUGAAGCACAUGUUCACGGAAGAUUCGAAACUGAGUGUUUCCGGUUUUAGAAAUUUAUUUGAACAACAGAAACCCGCACUUUUCUCUUGA
Sabethes cyaneus is the source of this 1422-nucleotide messenger RNA. RefSeq lists its product as uncharacterized. The record is from RefSeq and is a predicted model, not a curated record. The coding region runs from base 1 to 1422 and encodes 473 amino acids. The transcript has 3 exons. Lineage: Eukaryota; Metazoa; Arthropoda; Insecta; Diptera; Culicidae.